This is a messenger RNA of Panthera uncia (snow leopard), 1264 nucleotides long. RefSeq names its product dysbindin-like. The record is from RefSeq and is a predicted model, not a curated record. NCBI's taxonomy places the organism in Eukaryota, Metazoa, Chordata, Mammalia, Carnivora, Felidae. The coding region runs from base 323 to 1219 and encodes 298 amino acids. Gene Ontology annotation, cellular component: BLOC-1 complex; plasma membrane; neuron projection. Gene Ontology annotation, biological process: anterograde synaptic vesicle transport; platelet dense granule organization; regulation of synaptic vesicle exocytosis. The transcript has 6 exons.
UACGUAGUUUACUCAAAAGUAGGGUGUACUUAGAAGUGAUUUCUGAGGUCAUUUCUGAACUUUCUCUUCUCCGGGUAAAGAUGCACGGAGACCAACAGUAAUUUGAGGUUUUCCGCACUGAAUAUUAAGUUGGUUCUUUUCUAAGAAAGAAAACAACUUCAGUUUUCUUUAGGUUGUCCUGUUGUGGGACACCAGCAGAGGGGUUUUUAAAGCUAAAGUUGAGCAACUCUCAUUGUGCUGACUGUCAUUUCCUUGUGCCUGAAAUCGGGUUUUGCUUUACUCUUGCUCCUCUGUGUUGCAGCUGGUGGACAGUGAGGUGGUUAUGCUCUCCGCACACUGGGAGAAAAAGAAGACGAGCCUCGUCGAGUUACAGGAGCAGCUACAGCAGCUUCCAGGUCUAAUAGCAGAUUUAGAAUCCAUGGCAGCAAAUCUGACUCACUUAGAGGCUAGCUUUGAGGAAGUAGAAGACCAUCUGCUGAAUCUGGAGAAUUUAUGUGGACAGUGUGAAUUAGAAAGAUACAAACAUAUGCAGUCCCAACAAUUGGAAAGUUACAAGAAAAAGAAGAGGAAGGAACUUGAAACCUUCAAAGGCCCUGACCCCGAGUGUUCUGUUUCCGUAGCUGAACUCGAUGCAGAGCACACCCAGAAGGUCCUGGAAAUGGAGCACACCCAGCAGACGAAGCUGAAGGAGCGGCAGAAGUUUUUUGAGGAGGCGUUCCAGCAGGACAUGGAACAGUACCUGUCCACGGGCUACCUGCAGAUAGCGGAGAGGCGAGAGCCCAUGGGCAGCAUGUCGUCCAUGGAGGUGAACAUCGACAUGCUGGAGCAGAUGGACCUCAUGGACGUGUCUGACCAGGAGGCCCUGGACGUCUUUUUGAACUCCGGCAGCGAAGACCCCGCUGUGCCGUCUCCGGCCGCAGCUUCUCUGUUGUGUUUGCAGGGCCCGAAGCGGGCGGCGGGCCGAUCGAAGUCACCCUCCAGGUUCCCAGGCCCUCCGCGUCGCGAGCCGAGCCGCCGUCCUCGCCGUCCGCGCAGGCCCCCGGCGACGGCGGAGAGUCCCCCGUCGUCCAGUCCGACGAGGAGGGAGUGGAGGUGGACACGGCCCUCGCCACCCUGCACACCGACGACAGCGACUCGUAGGUGUGUGCGCCCCGCCCUGGAGGCAGGUGCCGUCCCCGAGGCUCCUGGUCGUGACGCAGUUGCCGCCGCCGGCGCGUGAGGCCCUGACUGUACAAACCGCUGACAAUAAAGCUUGCGGACUUCA